Molecule: messenger RNA, 2437 nt
Organism: Coregonus clupeaformis (lake whitefish)
Lineage: Eukaryota; Metazoa; Chordata; Actinopteri; Salmoniformes; Salmonidae
Product: upstream-binding protein 1
Exons: 16
Coding region: 101-1750 (549 amino acids)
Biological process (GO): regulation of transcription by RNA polymerase II
Cellular component (GO): nucleus
Molecular function (GO): DNA-binding transcription activator activity, RNA polymerase II-specific; RNA polymerase II cis-regulatory region sequence-specific DNA binding
Source: RefSeq, a predicted model, not a curated record
CCACCAGCAGUUGGUUUAUUGGCCUGCUAGCUGCGGUCCCUUCCCCGGAGGCAAGCUGGCGGCCCUUCGGCUAGAGGCGGAGGAGAAGGAGCUGGGGGUCAUGGCCUGGGUGCUGAAGAUGGACGAUGCCACCAUCGAGUCGGGGCUGGUACACGACUUCGAUGCCAGUCUGUCGGGCAUCGGGCAGGAGCUGGGGGCUGGCGCGUACAGUAUGAGUGAUGUGCUGGCCCUACCCAUUUUUAAACAGGAGGACUCCAGUCUUCCUUCAGACAGUGAGAGCUGCAGUCCCAACCCUCCCUUCCAGUAUGUUCUCUGUGCUGCCACCUCCCCUGCUGUCAAACUACACGACGAGACACUCACCUACCUAAACCAAGGCCAGUCUUAUGAGAUCCGUAUGCUGGACAACAGAAAGCUGGAGUUAGCAGAGAUAAACAACAGGAGUGUCAAGAGCAUCGUUAGGGUGGUGUUCCAUGACAGGAGACUCCAGUACACAGAGCACCAGCAGCUGGAGGGGUGGAAGUGGAAUCGCCCUGGAGACCGUCUCCUAGACAUCGACAUCCCCUUGUCAGUGGGUAUCAUGGAAGCCAAGGCCAACCCCUCUCAGCUCAACGCUGCCGAGUUCCUCUGGGACCUCAACAAGAGAGCCUCUGUGUUUGUGCAGGUCCACUGCAUCAGUACAGAGUUCACCCCUAGGAAGCAUGGAGGGGAGAAGGGAGUUCCCUUCAGGAUCCAGAUCGACACUUUCAGACAGGGCGACAGCGGAGAGUACACUGAACACCUCCACUCUGCCUCCUGCCAAAUCAAAGUCUUCAAGCCAAAGGGGGCCGACAGGAAACAGAAGACUGACAGAGAGAAGAUGGAGAAACGAACAUCUCAGGAGAAGGAGAAGUACCAAUCCUCCUACAACACAACCAUCCUAUCAGAGUUGAGGCUGGAGCCUAUCGUAGAGGAGGCGGGAGACUAUGAGCUGAAGAAGUCCAGCAAGAGGACGCUGCCGGCUGACUGUGGGGACUCGCUGGCCAAGAGAGGCAGUUGUUCUCCAUGGCCUGAUGCCUACGUCAGCUCUCCCCAGACAGCUGGCCCCUCCUUCACCUCCACACCUCUCUCCACGUACACUGCCUCCUCCGUACCCGACAGUGGCUCCUCGUCGCCCAAUCACCAGGCAGACCCUGUCAGCCAAGUCGUCACAGAGCAACUCAGUCCUACAGCUACCAUCCAGGAGACUCAGAAGUGGCUUGUCAAAAACCGCUUCAACACCUACGCACGACUCUUCUCCCACUUCUCAGGUUUUGACUUAUUAAAGUUGACCCGGGACGACCUGGUUCAGAUCUGUGGAGCUGCUGAUGGGAUCAGACUCUUCAACACACUAACAUCCAGGUCGGUGCGUCCCAGGUUGACCCUCUAUGUGUGUCAGGAGUGUGAGGUGUAUAGCCCCCUGCUGGAAAGAUGCUGUGACAGCCAGAACAGAGAGCGCGGUGACGCACCUAAUUUAUACGUGUACCAUGCUCUGUACCUGGAAGAGCUGACUGCGGCUGAGUUGAUCAGGAAGAUGGCGUGUGUGUGUAGCGUUCCACUGGGACAGAUCAACCAGGUCUACCGGCAAGGACCCUCAGGAAUACACAUACUGCUGAGUGACCAGAUGGUUUACAACUUACCUGACGAGAGCUGCUUUCUCAUCGGCACAGUCAAAGAUGAAACGGGGGAGGGGCUCCACCAAAUGGGGGAGGGGAUUCACCUGGUUUUGAAGUAGUGAUAGAGGAUGAGAGCGCGAUGACAUCACUCAACACUCCUCCCUCCGUGUGGAGGGGAGCAGCCUCCAUCCCUCCUUCCAUCCCUCCCUCUCCCCUGUCGUUCAGAUUGCCAUGUGUAAGGCAGACGGACAGAGAAUGAACUGAACUGCAGCCAUGUUAAUGUUAGAAUCUGACGCGGGUGUGACCACUGUUUCAUAUUGAAAACACUAUUACUGAGGAGGGGAGGGGACAGAGCGGGAGACUUGGCAUGUUUUUGUUUGUUUAUUCUUUAAUUUUUAUAUUGUACCAGGGGAUGGAGGCUGCCCCCCACAGAGUCAUAUAGGGGAUGGAGGCUGCCCCCCACAGAGUCAUAUAGGGGAUGGAGGCUGCCCCCCACAGAGUCAUAUAGGGGAUGGAGGCUGCCCCCCACAGAGUCAUAUAGGGGAUGGAGGCUGCCCCCCACAGAGAGUCAUAUGGGGAUGGAGGCUGCCCCCCACAGAGAGUCAUAUAGGGGAUGGAGGCUGCCCCCCACAGAGUCAUAUAGGGGAUGGAGGCUGCCCCCCACAGAGAGUCAUAUAGGGGAUGGAGGCUGCCCCCCACAGAGUCAUAUAGGGGAUGGAGGCUGCCCCCCACAGAGAGUCAUAUAGGGGAUGGAGGCUGCCCCCCACAGAGAGUAAUAUAGGGGAUGGAGGCUGCCCCCCACAGAG